AUCUCUGCGGGGGCAGAGGCCUCCUACUCUCUCGCGCAGUCUCGCACCGCGCCGCGCAGUAUUCACACUCACGCGAACGGCAGCGCACGUAGCGCAGCGUCUCUCGGUCCAUCUUCGUCCUGCGAGUGAGAUCCUGCGCCGGAGUUUAAUACAUCGGUGGUGCGUCGCGGUAAUAAGCCGGGCUCGCGCACGCGAAUUGUCGUCGCGUGUCAUCGAGGAUCCCGGUGUGAACAUCCUCUCUUCCUCGCGUGUAUCAAUCUCGCGGAUACGCGAAACCACCCCUCAUUUGAGUUCGCGUUUCCCAGCCACCCUCGCAUCCACCACCCAUCCCCGGUUGUCGUCGUCGUCGUUGUCGUCGUCGCUGCCACUCCUCCGCCGCCCACCCUCCUCGACGCAAUUAGAACGGAUGCCCGAGGGCUUUCAACACGCGGCGGAUGAUAUUCCGAGGUGGGUGAUCGGUUGUCGAAUCGAGCGAAUCGAUCCGCCAUCGUGGAUCCCGCGGUCGACUUCGGGACCGACUUGAAUUUGGCGCGAGUGUUAGUGCGGGGAAACUUCGCUGCGAUAUAGAGCGAAGUGUGCGACACAUGUGAAUAUAGCCUCGCGUAGCUACGUUCCGCGCGAGUCGCGGACAUUCCUCUCUUCGUCGGACUGUGUCGUCGUCGUGGCGACGCGCUUCCGGAAGAUAAACCUGCAAUCCGGCAUUUCGCGCGCGGCAAUAGUUAUUCGUGAUUGGUUAAAUACAAUUUAGUCUGUGGUCGUCGCGAGAGACAACUUCGCGCGGAGGUAAAUCAACGUCGAAAAGGAGUCGAACAUAUUUCGGUGGCGUGUCGAGCCGGGGAUUAAAACUGUGCGAAGUUCUCUCGAGUGUGAAAUAAUCGGAUUAUCAAACUUUUCCAAGACGAAGUGCGCGUUCGACGUUAUAUAUUCGAAAUUCGCGAGUUCGCGAGUCAGUGAAGAGAUUCUUGCAUAUGGGCGGACUCGUCUUCCCCGGAAGCGGAACGGAACCGGAAUGCUCGCGGUUGUGUGAGGACAAUCGAGGGUCGUCGACGAGACUCUAACAGCGGCGGCUUCGGAACUGGGACUCGCGAGCAAGUUGUAUCACCCUGUCGGCCACGAGACACACGUUGAUGAUAUGAUCGGAAGCGGAGAGGAAACACGAGAAGAACCGAGACGAGACGGCGCCGAGACGAGCGGAGUCUGUUGACCGGAGUAAAGUUGUGCGCGAAUUCGUCGCGGAGUGUGUUCGUCGUUUACGUACGAUAUGUGAGAAUAACGUGUGAUACGGAUAUCGAUACAGUGAUAUAUAUAUGUAUAUAUAUAUAUAGGGAACGAGAGUAGCGGUGAUAAAGGAUCCUUCCCUCGUUCGAGAAGCGCGAAUAGUGCUUUUCCAUCGUCUUUACGUUACUUCAUCCGCGCGCGCGCGAGUGUCAAAAGUGUAUGUGUGUGUGUGCCCAUAAACGGACAACGGACAACUUCAUCGCACGACCAUGAAAGUCUUCUCCAGGUUGACGAUAGCGGAAAAGCUCCUCGGGAUGUGGCUCCUCGUCCUCAUCGCCGCCUGCUCGACGUCGCUUGUAAAAGGCGACGCCGGACAAUAUUUCCGGAUUAGGCCGAUCAACAGCUCCGUGCUAGAAGGCAACGAGGUGACGAUUCAAUGCGAGGUGGGGAACCGAGCCGGUACCGUCCAAUGGGUCAAAGACGGAUUUGCCUAUGUCAUACAGCAGAACGGCGAAAUCGUGGGCCAUCCCAGGCUGAAGCUGAUCGGUGAUCAGCAGGCUGGUAUUUUUAACCUACAAAUCACCGAUGCGUCUCUGACCGACGACGGCGAAUACGAAUGUCAGGUCGGACGAUACAUGCGGAUCAAACCGAUUCGCGCCAACGCUCACCUGAUCGUCACCUCGUUACCGCGAAAGGUCGAGAUCAGCAGUCAUCCGAAUAAGCAGGUAAUCGAGGUGAAGGUGGGAGAGUCACGACGAGUAGAAUGCAUCGUCAGAUCGGCCAAACCGGCUGCCUCGAUCAUCUGGUAUCGAGGAAACGUGCAGAUUAAGGGCGGGGACACGAGUAUUACCGCGAUCUCCAUCCAAGGUGACAAGGAGACGACCAAGCCUGGAGAGACGUCCAGGGAAUUGCUCAAAUACGACACUCACGGUUCCAUUACCAUCAUGCCUACGGCAGACGAUAAUGGGAUGGAUUACACCUGCGAGGCUCUCCAUCCAGCUAUACCGCCAGACAGGCCCAUGCGGGCGACUAUUACGCUCUCCGUUUUCUAUCCACCUGGUGCGCCGUACAUAGAAGGAUACACGGAAGGCGAAACCGUACAACGGGGCCAAAACGUGGAGCUCGCGUGUCGAUCGCGCGGUGGGAAUCCGCCGGCGGAGAUCAUUUGGUAUAGAAAUGACAAGAGGAUUUCAGCGGUUCAUCGCAGAGGAGCCGGUGUCAGCGAGAACAUAUUGUCAUUCAUGGCCCGGGCGGAAGACGACAAAGCACGCUACAGGUGCGAGGUCUCCAACAUCAUGAGCGUGCAGCCUAUGAAGUUGCACGUCGACCUCACCGUACUUUUCGCGCCCGCUGGAGUCACCAUCUCCGGACCAACGGAGGCGAAGGCGGGCGAUCAGGUGCUCAUUACUUGCACGACGGAAAACUCGAAUCCACCCGCGGACAUAAAGUGGACGGUGGACGGGCGUAAUUCUGAGAGCAACUCCUCGAGGACGGAACCGGCGCCGAACGGUGGCUGGAUCACCAGCUCGAAUGUCACGUUCAACAUUAAUCACAAGAGCCGCAGCAUCGUCGUCAUCUGCCACGCUUCUAACGUCAAACUGACGGAGAACGUGGUCGGCACACAUACCAUUAACGUGAUAUAUCCACCUGCAAAACUAACCGUCACCGGAUACGACGAGAGUACGCCGUUAGUCGCUGGGACGGUGCUGAAGCUCAUGUGCACCGCCACGUCGGGUAAUCCAUUGGCCACGUUAACAUGGUACAAGAACGACCGCAAGGUACUUGGUACGGUAAGACAGCGAAAUCAUGCAGUCUCCAGCGAGCUGGCGAUGCUCGUCAACGCGUCCGACAACAAUGCUCACGUACGAUGCGAGGCGACGAAUUCCGCCACCGAGAUCCCCCUGCUCAAACUUCUCGUGCUAAAAGUCCAUUUUCCGCCCGAGAGGGUAAAGAUUAACCGCGAACCCCAGGAUUUUCACGCCGGCCAGGAGGGCAGUAUAAUCUGCGAAUCGAGCAGCAGCAAUCCCCCUGCCGAAAUGUCGUGGUGGAAUAACGGGAUACCGGUAACCGGCACCAAGAACAACACCAAGCCCGGAUUACACGGCGGCUACGUGUCGUCCGUUAAGCUCACGCUGGACCUAACCGUGGACAAGAACGGCGAGGUGUACACGUGCGAAGCGAAAAACACCGAAUUGGGAAGAUCUGUCCACGACGCGACGACUCUGGAUGUGCUAUACAAGCCAAUAUUCUCGCCGUUAGAUCCAGCCGAACUAACCGGUUUGGAAGGAGAGCCUUUUGUCAUUUCCGUAAUGGCAAGUGGCAAUCCUAAUACGACAGAGUACACGUGGACAAGGGAUGGUCUGCCACUAGGUAAUAGCCGUAAAAGAAUAACCGCCCAUGGUUCUACGUUAAAUAUCACGAGAUUGGAUCGUCAUGACGCCGGCACGUACAUAUGCGAAGCGCUGAACAAGGAAGGGACUACAUUUUAUCAGCUAAAUCUCACCGUGCUAUAUCCGGCGAAAAUCAAACGCACUUCGUCAUCGGGGAUAGUUUAUCCACCGGAUGUCGAGGCAAAAUUGUUUUGCGAAGUCGACGGCAGCCCGAUCGGCGACGAGUACGUCACGUGGCAAAAAGUCGGAUCGAAUCCCGAACUACCGGGACGUUAUUCAACGUCCUUUGUUAAUCGGACGUCGUAUCUUCAUAUAGAACACCCUAGCCAGGAAGACGUCGGGGAGUAUCGAUGCAAAGUUAACAAUAUCAUCGGCAACGUAACGUCGGAUCCUAUUCUAUUUAUUACGAAUUUUAAACCGGAAAUGACAAACACCCCGCUGACGCGAAAGGCAGCAGCGAACAAAGGAAUAAACGUCCAAUUGUUCUGCAAAGCGCGAGGAUCUCCAUUGCCGCGUUUCACUUGGAUCUUCAAUGGGAAAACUUUAUUGCCGAACGCAACUGAGAAUAAAUACAGUAUCACUCACAGUGAUCUAUCCGAGCUCUAUUCGGAAACAACGUUGACCGUCUAUAAAGUGAAGUCACACGAUUAUGGAAACUACGAGUGUCGAGCGCAGAAUAAAAUGGGACAAUCUGUGGACGAGAUACACUUGGACGUCACAUCACCGCCGGACAAACCGAGUGACUUAGAAAUCUAUAAUGUUACACACGACUCGAUCACGUUGAUUUGGAAACGCGGUUUCGACGGUGGCCUGCCAACGUCCCAUAUGAUACGGUGGCGAGAGGCGGCAGUGCAUUAUGAGAAUAGCUAUCACUAUUUGGAUGUCUCGCCUGGCGAAUAUAAAGCUACUAUAUCCGGCCUAUCGCUUGGGACUUCUUAUGUGUUUAGCGUGAAAGCUCUUAACGAGAAGGGAGAAAGCGGCUUCUUGCCGGAUCUUCUCAAAGCCCAAACACUUCGCGAGGCGCCACCAACCGAGUUGACAUCAAGCGAGAAUAGUUCCUCCUACAUCAUCGUCAUUAUCAUCACUGUUUCCGCCUCUGCUUGCCUACUCAUUGCCGCGACCAUAAUCUUUGCUACAGUAAAAUCGAAAAAGAAGGCCCAGCGUACGGGUAAAUAUAAUAUUUAUCACAUGUUUUUUCUCUCCUUUAUUUUCUUAGGACCGAAUACAGACGAAAACCUGCCGAACGAAGUCCUUUUGGAAAAGGGCGACUUUCCAAUGAAUUAUAUCUAUACGUUAGCGGCGACUUCCGUCAUCAUUUUUAUCGUUAAUGUCUUCAUCAUGUUGUGGUACAUAGUACGAAAGCGAAAUAAAGCUCGUAUUAAUAAAUCGCAGACCGCAGACAUGUAUGCACCGUCCACCGUGAACGGCGACACCAUGACUGGCGAAUUAAGUUCAAUGUCGGACGAGAAAAGCGAUGUCAACUUCGACGCUAAUGAUUACGUGGACGAAGGACGCAAGACCGCAGCUAGCACGUAUUUAAUAGAUCAAACUAUACAGGAUUUUGGGAAAGGCGGUUUAGAGAUGCAGGUUCAUCAGGGCACCCUCGGUCGUCGCAGCAAUCACAUGCAGACAUCCAUGAACAUGGAUUCGCCACCGCAGCGAACUACUGCCAGUGGGACUCUCUCGGUGUCGAAAUCAAGUUACAUCGGUAAUCCGAGCCCGGCGCCGCCCAACGACGUGAGCUUCUACAGCGUGGAGAUGGACAAUGGUCGGGGCUACAUGAGCUACGACGGCAAUCCAAGUCCGGCACCGCCCGUCAUCGGCGAUCCCUCUGGCGGGCCCUAUUAUCCCACGUCUAUGGGUUCGACGGGUCACAUAAUGGGCGGACACUUGGUGGGCACCGGCACCGGCACCUUGACGCGCACCAGGACGCUGCCGCGUCCUGUACCGCCGCCCGACGUUACCGUGAUGACCGCGGGCACCAAGUCGCCGAUACCGCCGUCAGUGCCGCCGCCGCCCGCGACGUUUGCCCGGGUCGCCAACAACGGCGGACCUCAUUCGCAUCCGCACUCGCAUCCGGCGCCGCCGCCGCCACCCUGCCAGAGUCACCCGCUGUCAACGUUCGCGGCAACACCGAGUUAUUCCGACAUCGAUGGCCAUCUUGUCUGAGGCUCACCAAUCUUCGGGCCCAGUUCGGUGCGCGGCAAAUACCGCGCCGUCGCCCAGGACGACGACGAGGACCGUCGACCGGUCGCGGUCACGGAGAGGAGCACGCGUCUUUGAAUGACGUGAAAUGUCAUGAUGACGGAACCUCUUCUAAAUCAUUCGCAUCGUUCGAAUCGUCACCCAUCAUCUCCAGGAGCGACGACGAGCGGAUCGACGGCAUCAUGGCUUUAAGGUCCUGGCACUCAUCAUCAUAUGCGCCUGAACAAUCUCCGAAGACUCUGUUUGGUGCAGAACGAAAGUGUGUACAUAGAAAAAGACAGAAAGGGAGAGAAUGAAAAGAACAUUGCGACGAGAGCGGUGCACCAGGUAAACAUGCUGUAAACACGCCUUUCCCUUCCACGCGACUACUUCCUAGAUGAGAGGAGACAUGCGCGGGGCUCUCCUAUGCGAUUAAAUUCUAAUCUUAGGGAUAUAUAUAUAUAUAUAUAAAUAUAUAUAUAUAUAUAUAUAUAUAAAAAUCGAAUACUCGAUGAGCGACGACGACCUUGAGAGAAAGAGAGAACGAUCGCGCCAGCAUGCGCGAGCGUACUCCAAAAAAACUCGAGGAUGGUUUUAUUGUUCCAUUUCCGCUAUCCUGCCUUUUCCCCAACUUUACCAUUACUCCUACUCUAACUCAUUGUCUUUGUCCGCUCGCCUUAGCGUUAGUAUCCGCUAAAAAUCGCGAUCAGCAUAAUCAGCAUACGAUCGAAGCUCCAAAUCGACACCGAUUUUAUCGAGGAAAGUAUAUUUUCUGUAAAUACACACGCGCGUAAUCAGAGAGAUAAAGAGAAAAAAUCGCGGCAAUUAUUUCAUUCUUUGAUUAUUUCACGUCGGUUGUACCUAUUUAUCAUAACGAUUAUAUUUAGAUAUCACUAUGCAGGUAUCAACGACUAUCGAGAAAUCCGCAAGACUUUGAGAUAUCACCCGAAAAGCGAUUUU
Nylanderia fulva is the source of this 6752-nucleotide messenger RNA. It is a transcript of the gene sns, whose product is annotated as sticks and stones. The record is from RefSeq and is a predicted model, not a curated record. Gene Ontology annotation, biological process: cell-cell adhesion. Gene Ontology annotation, molecular function: cell adhesion molecule binding. NCBI's taxonomy places the organism in Eukaryota, Metazoa, Arthropoda, Insecta, Hymenoptera, Formicidae. Gene Ontology annotation, cellular component: cell-cell junction; plasma membrane.